GAGAAGGUGGAGUUUACGGAGCCGGUGGGCGGUGGGCGGUGCUGCCGGUAGCUGGGUGCUGUCCAAAGGCACUGGGCGUCGGUAGGGGAGCGAGCUGUGACCAGCUGGGCCGCACUUAGCGUGGGACGAAGCUUAGGCUACUGUUUGAUUACCUGAGGCCUUCCCCUCAUGUCGGCCCUCGAGAAGAGCAUGCACCUCGGCCGUCUGCCCUCUCGCCCACCUCUCCCCGGCAGCGGGGGCAGUCAGAGCGGAGCCAAGAUGCGAAUGGGAGUUCUGUGAGAAUGAAAUAAUACAUGCAAAGCACUUAAUGCUUCCUGACACACAAGCUCUUAAGGAAUGACAACUGAUGAAUUAUUUUAUAUUGAGAAUGGUGAAAAAGACUUAUUCUUUAUAAGCCCUGGAAGAAAGCGAGACUUCUCCCCUGUUUCUUGGAGUCAGUACUUUGAGUCCAUGGAAGAUGUAGAAGUAGAGAAUGAAACUGGCAAGGAUACUUUCCGAGUUUAUAAGAGUGGCUCAGAGGGUCCCGUCCUCCUACUUCUGCAUGGAGGAGGCCAUUCUGCCCUAUCCUGGGCUGUGUUCACGGCGGCGAUCAUUAGUAGGGUUCAGUGUAGGAUUGUGGCUUUAGAUCUGCGAGGUCAUGGUGAAACAAAAGUCAAGAAUUCUGAAGACCUGUCUGCAGAAACAAUGGCAAAGGAUGUUGGCAAUGUGAUUGAAGCCAUGUAUGGGGACCUCCCUCCUCCAAUUAUGCUGAUUGGACAUAGUAUGGGUGGUGCUAUUGCAGUCCACACAACAUCAUCGAACCUGGUGCCAAGCCUCUUGGGUCUCUGUAUGAUUGAUGUUGUGGAAGGUACAGCCAUGGAUGCACUUAAUAGCAUGCAGAAUUUCUUACGUGGUCGACCUAAAACCUUCAAGUCUCUAGAGAAUGCCAUUGAAUGGAGCGUGAAGAGUGGUCAGAUUCGAAAUUUGGAGUCAGCCCGUGUCUCAAUGGUUGGCCAAGUCAAACAGUGUGAAGGAAUUACAAGUCCAGAAGGCUCAAAAUCUAUAGUGGAAGGAAUCAUAGAGGAAGAGGAAGAAGACGAAGAAGGAAGUGAGUCCGUAAACAAGAGGAAAAAGGAAGAUGACAUGGAGACCAAGAAAGACCAUCCAUAUACUUGGAGGAUUGAACUGGCAAAAACAGAAAAAUACUGGGAUGGCUGGUUCCGAGGCUUAUCCAAUCUCUUCCUUAGUUGUCCUAUUCCUAAAUUGCUGCUCUUGGCUGGUGUUGAUAGAUUGGAUAAGGAUCUGACUAUUGGCCAAAUGCAAGGAAAGUUCCAGAUGCAGGUCCUACCCCAGUGUGGCCAUGCUGUCCAUGAGGAUGCCCCAGACAAGGUAGCCGAAGCUGUUGCCACUUUCCUGAUCCGGCACAGGUUUGCAGAGCCCAUCGGUGGAUUCCAAUGUGUGUUUCCUGGCUGUUAGUAACCUGCUGUCCGUCCCUCCCCAACAUUGAGCUCUGUUGUAAAUACAUCGCACCAGAGGCCACUGUGAUGCCGCUGUCUCCUCCUCACCAUCCUGCCCGACCAUGUGACACCGGCUCCCUAUCGACGGGCUUCCCCAGAUGUACAAACCCUUUUGUGUAUUCCUGCCGAAAGCAUUGUUAUCCAGGGCCUUUGACCAACCUCGACCUCCUUAGUCCAAGGCUCCCCAACUCCCAUCCCUUCCCUGUUCAGGGGUAGCCCCUACCUAUUCUCCCUGCCUUGCCUAGGGUGAAGCCUCCAUCAGAACUGCCACCCUGGGCCCCUAUUCCUGGUAUUAGGCAGUGCACCUGGGUCCAAAUGUCUCUCCAGGCUCAGGGACCUCCAUUCCUUGAGAUUGUUCUUGGCGUGGUCCUGCCCUACCUCAUGGGAUGGACCAUGCACAGGGUGGUCCUUUUUUUCCCCCUUUCAAAUAAAAUGCCAGUCAGGUACCUUUUUAUCCCAGUCUUACUCUUCCAGGCUUGGAAGACCCAGAGAGGCCAGGAUGCCAUCCUUAGGAAUAGGGAGGGGUGGUGGAUAGCAUCACAAGAAACCAGCCUGAAAAUCAGGUCCAGUCAGUCCAAGCACAUGGCCUCCCAUCUGCGGAGAGCCCACUGUCCCUCUCCCACAUGUC
Messenger RNA from Mustela lutreola (European mink), 2124 nucleotides. It is a transcript of the gene PPME1, whose product is annotated as protein phosphatase methylesterase 1. Gene Ontology annotation, molecular function: protein methylesterase activity. Gene Ontology annotation, biological process: protein demethylation. The transcript is spliced from 15 exons. The record is from RefSeq and is a predicted model, not a curated record. NCBI's taxonomy places the organism in Eukaryota, Metazoa, Chordata, Mammalia, Carnivora, Mustelidae. Bases 337 to 1455 code for a protein of 372 amino acids.